UCCACCGAGAGCUCCUGAAAAGGACGGGAAUAAGCUAGAGAAAUGACUCGAUACUCUCCUUCUCCCUCUCCUUCUUCUCUUAUGUCGUUUUUCCUUCAACCUGUCCACGAAUUAGCUCCGUAGCACUACUUUUUGUCAAAAGGAGGUUUUUUUUUUUCUUUCCUUCCAUUGUGCUUUCUCUUCGGAUUCGUAUGGGCACGUUCUUUCUCUGAUCCUUCGUGUUGGCGCCAAAAGAGCAGAGGAUACGUCGUCUUCGUCUUAAUUCGUUGUACAUUGGAUUCGUAUGGGCAUGUUCUUUCUCUGAUCCUUCGUGUUGGCGCCAAAAGAGCAGAGGAUACGUCGUCUUCGUCUUAAUUCGUUGUACAUUGAGCUGGAGAGAUUGGCUGAUGCGGAGCGGAGUCCAUUGGAUGUCCAAAUAGUAAUGCUUGGUUGAGGGAAACAAGAUGGCAACAUUGGUCCCUGGUGUUCUUAUCAAGCUACUACAGUACAUGAACACAGAUGUGAAGAUUGCUGGUGAAUAUCGCUCUUCUCUACUUCAGGUUGUUAGCAUAGUUCCUGCACUUGCUGGUGGUGAGCUUUUUUCCAAUCAGGGAUUCUAUCUUAAGGUCUCUGAUUCCUGCCAUGCUGCUUAUGUUUCUCUUCCUGAUGAACAUGAUGAACUCAUAUUGAGUGAUAAGAUAAAACUAGGCCAAUUUAUAUACGUUGAUCGAUUUGAGGCAGCUUCACCUGUACCGGUGAUUCGUGGUGUGAGGCCACUCCCUGGACGCCAUCCGUGUGCAGGAAGCCCUGAGGAUCUUUUUGAUACCUGUCUUCUUAGUUUCCUCAAUGGCUCUAAGGGUACUGUUAACCUACCAUUGACUAAAGAUAGCAGCAUCUUAGCCAAGGUAAAUGGAACUGUGAAAGUUAGAGAAUUAGAAAAGAAAAAGGCAUCUCUUAAUAGGUCUACUUCAUCAUCAUCGAAACAGUCUCUGCAUAUUAUUGUCGAGAAGAAGCAAACAAAUCAUGUGAAGUCAAGUUCACUGAGUUCAAGGUCAAUCUCUUCAUCCUCUACAAGUUCCCAGUCAGUACCAGUAUCAGUUGAAAAGCUACCUAAUGGAGUAAAGCAGCUGCUGCAUCUCGUAGAUGUUAAAGGAAUGGAGAAGUCAUCUAAUCAAAGAAUGAACUUGCUGGAGAGAACAAGAUCUGCCGUCAAGGCAGCUGAUACUGGCAGGAAAUCAUCUGUUGGAAAUUCAAUAGUAAACCAGGUGCCAGGUAUUGAGCUGGGGCCUAAAGGCUUGAGGAAGAGUUGGGAGGGGAAUAGUGUGGAGACAAAGGGAAGAGAUUAUUCAAAUCCUAAGCCAUCAAAGAUUGAAAAGAAACCUGAAGUAUACAGCUCUUCGGUCUUCUACAAUUGCAAAGACCUAAUUACCAAUAGUUGCAAUAGCUAUUUUUACCAGAAGAUUUGGUUAUGUGUGGACACCGUGCAUGCUCUGUGGACACAUGGGAGUCAUAAUCUUCGAAGGAAACCAUUGUCAGUUGAGAGACCGGUGCCUACAGAAGAAAGAGAGGCUCAAAGCCCACUAAGAAAAGGCAAUGUAAAUGCUUUAGAGAAUGUUGACUUGUCAGUGAAACAACGAGUUUCCACCAUAAAAAAAACACCAGAGGCCUUUAAUAGUAACAAUGUUUCCUCUAGCAAUUUAGUAAAGGUUUCCUACAAUAGUAGAAGAUUGACAGAUGGAAACCUUUCGUGGUCAUAUCUUCCUCCAACUCUAGUGAAACUUGGAAAGGAAGUUCUCAUGUUUAGGGAUGCUGCACAGCAAGCUGCUAUUGAGGCACUGCAAGAGGCAUCUGCAGCAGAAAGCUUAGUUCGAUGCUUGAGCCUUUACGCAGAGUUAAUUUCAACAGCAAUGGAGGACAAGGAUCCACAGCAGGCUGUGGAAAAGUUCCUCACCCUCUAUGCCAUUCUCACCCAUGCCAGCUUGGUCUCUGAUUCCCUGCACAGCUCUAUCGGCAGUGCCACCAUCACCGACGACACAAUUCGCAUAUCUGAUGACAAUCACCACCGUGCAGCCACUUGGGUCCAGGCUGCCCUCGCAACCGAUCUCUCAUCUCUCGCCCUUUACACCCACAAGUCCAAGUCCCCGCCCUCCGCUGCCACUUCAACUCACGUAGUUGUCGCGAAAGCGAACUCGGACUCUCAGGUGAAAUCGCGAGUGAAGACGGUGAAGAAGCGGGUAACCGUGGCAACAACAAGGCGGUGGGAAAAGGGGGUAGGAGUCGAAGAGGGAGUGGAGCUGGCAAGAGCAUUGGAGGAGGAAGCUAAGUACUGGUUUGUGGGAUAUGUGGAAAAGUUUCUGGAUGCAGAAGCCAAUGGAGCUGCUACACAGCAACCAUGGGACCGGGACUUUGUCCCCGGAAUGCUGUUUCAGCUUAAAAAGGUGAAUGAUUGGCUCAAUGUGGUAAAUAUCAGAGAUGGAGGAUUACGAGAUGGGGGUGUGCCGCCGGAGACAGUGGACAGGCUGAGGAAGAAGAUAUAUGAUUAUUUAUUGACACAUGUUGAGUCUGCUGCAGUGGCACUUGGCUGCAGUGGCAGUACCGGUGCCGGUGGCAGUUUUCCGGCCAUGGUGGAGGCUAGUGAGAGUCAGGGAAAAAGGAUUUGAGUGAGACUAGGAAUCUGGAGGAAGACAGUGGAACUACAAAUGGAUUGGAGUGGGAAAAGGAAAUUUGGUUGAUGAGAGAUAGAUAGAUUAUACUUGGGGCAUGGAUACUGGAGUUAUAUUUC
This is a messenger RNA of Dendrobium catenatum, 2761 nucleotides long. RefSeq lists its product as uncharacterized. Bases 444 to 2639 code for a protein of 731 amino acids. The transcript is spliced from 6 exons. The record is from RefSeq and is a predicted model, not a curated record. Lineage: Eukaryota; Viridiplantae; Streptophyta; Magnoliopsida; Asparagales; Orchidaceae.